Molecule: messenger RNA, 13235 nt
Organism: Lymnaea stagnalis (great pond snail)
Lineage: Eukaryota; Metazoa; Mollusca; Gastropoda; Lymnaeidae
Source: the annotation of a GenBank genome assembly
AUGUUACGAAAGAGGUUACUAAAGUUUAAGAGAUCGAGGGGCUGUAACAGAGCACGAAACCUAACUGACUUAGUUAUUCUGCAAUGGACAACAGGGGUUCAAUCUCGCAGAGAUACUACCAAGUUCAAGAGAUAUGAUUCUUGUCAUUGUGAAUUGAGCCUUAAUUCUUAUUCAGUAAGAGUAUACUUAUACUAUUAUUAUACUAUACUUUACUAUACUUAUACCGUUACUAUUCAAAAUUAUAAAACGCACUAAAAUAAAAGAGUUUACCCUAUAUAAACUAUAAUAGUCAGUUGAGUCAGUCACUUUAGUUUGAAAUAUUUAACUUAAAUUAAGUGAAGUGGCUAACUAUAGAUAGACUGUACUUAGACUAUAAUAGACUAUAGACUUUAAAUAGGGAACCAUGUCCCAGAAGUGAGAGGUAGGUAGGGAUUUAAAAAUAUUAAAAGUAAUAUUGUUGGGUUGUAUGACAAAAUUUGGUAUUAAAUGAUAGAUAAUUGAAUGGACUACAGACUAUAUGUUUGUUACAGUUUGUAAACUUACUUCUUCUUCUUCUUCUUCUAUAUCUUAAGGGCCCACGAUCAAUUUAUUGAUCAUUUUGGCUCCUAUGCAUGUAGAUGGGAUUUGCAAUGUUUCUGUUACUGGUGGUGAUGAGGAAAUUAUGCACUAGGGGUUUGAAGGCUUGGGGCAAUAGACACAAAUGUGUCUAGUGUUGUCGCCUCAACUGUUAGUACAAACCCCGAAAUCACAUAAUUAGCUAAACAUUUUGAAGACAGUGACUUUUGGCUCAUCCUUUGACCAGCAAUGGUGACAUUUUAGAUUAUAAAUCACAGUUUGUUGAGGAUUUACUUGACUGAUAAUGUCAAAGUCAAAGAAAUAUUCCUCAUUAAAAAAACAUGUACACUAAUCCCAUCUAACCGGAAGUAUCUUCACUUGACGAUGGAUACAGUUCUUAAGAGAUUUUUGCAUCAUAUUUCCUUCAUCCCCUUGUCAAAGAGGAAAAACUGAGUUUUAGGGGUUAAGGCUUAAAAUUUGAUUGAACGUGUUGUCAUCGGCUUUAAGUCUAUGUGGCAAAAUUCAGCUCGAUAGGUUGACGUGAAGUGAGUCAAUUAGGCGCACACGAUGCUUUUUACCACACACCCAGGCAGAAAGAAAGAAACAUACGUAGAAAAGCGAAGUUAAUAUAAAGGCUUUAAAGUAUUUUGCAAACGUUUGUACUGGGUUGAGCCAUGUCCUUCCAGUUAAGACUGCCACAUGUUUCACCAGACGGGUAACAUGUCAGGUGUGGGAGAUAGCUUGUUAUAUCGAUGUUCUUUAUUUUGUUUGGUGCACAGGGGACGUUGGCAUGGCGACGUCGUGGUUCACGUCUUUGGGAAACUACGUCAGAAGGACAAAGAUGCAUUCUGGGCCAAUUUGGGAAAGCUCUGCCGCAUACGUCACGAAAAUAUCAUUCUGUUCAUGGCGGCUUGCACUAGCCAGCCCAACCUGGCAGUUGUCACCUGGUGAGAAUGUCAAUAUACGUCAUGAAUGUGCAAUUAGUUCAACUCAUUGGCAAGCACACCUUUUGAGAUUAUUUAAUUUUUUUAAUUGUAACAAAGAUAUCGCUUUUAAUUUUUCAAAAUAUUUGGCAAAUCUAAUCAAGAUGUAGAAAGACCUCUUAGACGUGCGUAAGUUGUUUGUGUUUUACUAAAGAGUUCUAAGUUGUGAAGCGGUAAAAUUUGAUGCUUAGAUCGCUGUUUUUAGUUUGUAGUACGGGACGGCAGACCUGUACAUUUGAACUAUUAAGGGUAUAACAAUAGAGACGGCGUUCAUGGUUAUUUUGAAUUAUCUGUGAUUUCUCCCACGUCUUCUAUUAAGCAUGUUUACUUACAGGAUUUAUCUGAGUUGUUUUAUAUCUCCUCCUUGGAGCGUUUACGGUAUAUGUCACCAUACGAUAUCAUUAUUGUCCUAAGAGACUUCAGUAAGGACCGUCCCUCACACCAACCACACAGCGUCCACCCACACCCCAUUGCUGAGAAUUGAAUGUGCAUGUCGUGUGUGUGUGUGUGUGUGUGUGUGUGUGUGUGUGUGUGUGUGUAUGUGUGUGUGUGUGUGUGUGGUGAGUGUUCUGUUAUAAUAACAUGUCCGAGACUCACGUCUUCUCUCUCUCUCCACAAGGGAACUCACUAGGUAUUCCUGUAGCGGUUUAGGACAAAGCGUGCUGCUCGUCGCUGGACCGCCUCCAACCUGUCAAUGCUCUUCUGGGUAAAUGGGUCCCAGACUGAAGAUGCAUAAUCUAAAAUCGGACGGAUAAAUGCUUUAUAUGCUCUUUCUUUCACACAGGAGUUGCCAAUCUUUAGAUUUCGCCUUAAGAACCCUAGGGUCUUGUUUGCUUGGUUACAUACAUUGUUAAUAUGUUCAUCCCAUCGGACCUCUCUUUGAAUGGUAACACCCAGGUACUUUACGGAGGAAACUUGCUCAAGAAUAUGGCCGUGCAGUUUGUAUUGGUAGUGUAGAGGAGUACAACUUCUAGUGAUUGAUAGUGUCUGGCACUUGGCAGGGUGAAAUUCCAUGUCCCAGCUCAUCUCCCACUCAGCUAACAGAUUGAGAUCCUGUUGCAGCUGGUCCUGGUCAGAUCUAUUGGCGAUCGUCCUAUACACUGCUGUGUCAUCUGCGAACAGUCUUGCCUGUGAUGCCAGUUUCUCCGGUAGGUCAUUAAUGUAUGCUAGGAACAAACAGGGGCCCAGGACUGAUCCCUGGGGGACCCCUGACUUCACAUUGACAAAGGAGGAGAUUGUACCGCCCACCACUACUGCUUGGCGUCGGUGGCUGAGGAAGCUAGAGAUCCAUGUUUUAGUGGUGCCUUGAAUCCCAUAUAUCUGGAGUUUGUGUAGAAGCAAACUAUGAUUCACACUUCUUCAGUGUAAUUAAAAUAAACUACCACAAAUGACAUCCGAAUACACCAAAGUACCAAAGAGCAUUUCAUAAGGACCCGGGUCCCAAUAGCGGCUAUGUCUGGGUCAGUUUAGACUAAAUUUAAAUGCUAAUCGGAUGUCAUUUGUGGUAGUUUAUUUUAGUCUAACUGAAGAAGUAAGUUUACAAAAAUACAGUCCAUUCUAUUAAAUUAUCUUUCAUUUGAUACCUAAUUUUGUCUUACAAAUCCUACAAUAAUAUUUUUUUAAUAAACCCAAACUCCCACUUCUGAUACCCGGGUCCGAAUAGUCGCAGCCUAAAUUAAGACAGGGCUAAUUUUAAAUUUAUUAUUAAAAUUAUUAUGAAAUCAGACAAGACAUGUCAUGAGAAAAUACAAAUUUCUACAGCCCUUAACUAUUUCGCUGCGGAACAACCCACAUUCACAUUGCAUUCAUCCGCCCUUCUUUAAAGCACGGACCAACGCACUCUGUGUUGUUUCAGUAUCAUGUUUGUUUCUUUGCUAUUUCUCGGUUAAAAUUUGUAAGAGCUAUUCUACAAACUUAUGACAGAAGGCAGUACUGUAUGCUUUGGUUGGUGUGGUUUGCUGAACAGCGCCUUCUAAUAUAAUAAAGCAGCAAUUCAACAGAGAUAACUUUUGUUUCUCUCUUGCAUUUUUCUUUCUUUUCUUUUUUUUUUCCAGGAGAUGAUGGUGAUGAAGAGGUUAAUGAAGAUUGGGAUCUUUUUUUUUUUUUUUUUUUUAAAAAGAAGAAAAAUAAUAAUAAAAAAAAUAAAGUUCAUUUCAAAAACACACGCUUCAUCCCCAAAGGCUCGAAGCGCGGUACAAAUUCAACAAAAAACAAAUCUAUAAUUUACCACAUUUAAAACAAACGCAACACUACAAAAACUAAUUACAAGCAUACAAUGGCAAAGUCUUUCUAGCCAUUUCAACCAUAAGCAACACAGCCAUUAUGCAUUAACUGGAAAAUAAGGUUGACAAUCAUCCCAGAAGGUGUUUGCGAAAUAGAUGUGUCUUUAAAUCGGUUUUAAAGGACUCCAGUGUCUGGUUGUUUCUGAGAUCGACAGGAAGGGUGUUCCAAAUUGUUGGACCAGCAAAUGCGAAAGUGCGCUUUCCGUAAGUCUCAAGGCAAACACGUGGUGUCGAGAGUUUGCCACUAUCGGAUGAGCAGAGCUCUCUAGUGGGUACAUAAGGCGUAAGCAGCUCUUUCAGAUAGGAUGGCGCCAGGUCAUGUAAGCAGCGGUAGCACAAAGUUGCGAUUUUGUACUCUAUGGGAGCACGCAACGGCAGCCAAUGCAACUCUCUCAGAUGUGUUUUUGCAUGGUCGAACUUGCGUUUGCGGAGAACAAUGCGAGCCGCAUUAUUCUGUGCUAUUUGAAUUUUAUCCAGGAGCGUAGCUGGAAGACCCACCAUGAGAGCAUUGCAAUAGUCCAUGCGUGAUAGCACAAAUGCAGACAUCAGCCUCUUUGUUGCAUCAAUUGUUAGGAAGGGCCUGAUGUGACUAAUCCUGCGCAGCUCCAGAAAAAUCACCUUGCAUAGCAUGUUAAUAUGACUUUCAAAAGUUAGUCUUCUAUCUAGGUAGACACCCAGGUACCGCACUGUUUGAGCUAACUCAAUACGCACACCUGAGAGAGUAAUGGAUGUAAAUACACUUAAGUCACCAAGUAUCAGCGGCUAUAAGGCUGAUAGCCGCACACUUUCUAGCGAAAAGUAUUCUAUUUUUAAUUUGGGACUGCCGUUCUGAGCAGUGCCAAUUAUUGAUAAUAUUGACCGUAGGGCCUAAAUAACAAACUAUAAGACUAUACUUAUACUCCAAUUAUUAAAACUCCAAUAUAUAUAUUAUAAUAAUGUACUUUUACACUGUCUUAGAGGAUACUCUUCUUCUUCUACUAUAUUAUAACGGGCGCACAAUCAUUUUAAUUGAUCAUUUUGGCUCCUAUGCAUGUAGAUGGAAUUAGUCUUUCUAUUAGUCUUUAAUAUUACUAUUUUCUAUUACUGACUAACUGUAACUUAACUACUAAUUUAUGGUCAAUUAAGGGACUGGUACCACCCUCCGUCCCCCCCUUUUUUUUGGGUAUUAUUUUUUUAAACAUUAAUUUACUGAGGCUUAAAUAUCUUAAUAAGCUACAUAACUUAUAUUACUUUAAUGCUAGCAUAUUAAGCCUAUUUAUUAUAUAUUAUAAAAUAUCCUGACAUUAGGGCCUAGGCACUUCGGUAAAGCAAAGUAGACUACUUCAAAAUUUGUAUUGGAAAUUGCAGUCAACGCAGAAGAAUCAUUAAAUUUUUGGCCUGCUGCGCUUUUUUCGUUGAUAAAAAGACUAUUUUAUCAUAAAAUUGUGGUAUCCUUUCAUAUGUUCACAAUAGGGGACAUCUUGACCUACAUUCCUACAUAUCGUUUUGCCUUUUUUGAUCGACUUCAAUUUUAGAAAUUCAUAGGUUUAUAUAAGGCAUCAUACAUUUUUCAUUUAUAUGAGAAUGAAUGUGCUGUGUUCAAAUGCUUUUAAAUCAUUGGUCAUAGAAAGCUUUAAUUAAUUCGCCAUAUGCAAAAGUUGAAAGUUCAAAAUAAGAAUAUAAAAGUUGUGUGAAAAUUAUCAUUUAAACGAGUUAUUGCGCAUGGCAGGAUGAGCAGAAUGGGGUCACAAAAUGUGGAGGUGCAGUCAAUAGUAAAAAAUCCAAACAUACUCUAAAAAUUAAUAGCCCAAAAAGUACUAAAGUUAGAAAGUUGAACUGGUUUCAUUUUUGUAUUUGAAGUAUGCUCUAUAUAUCUGUAAUAUUUUUAUAAUUUUAAAUAUUUUUAAAAUGAAGUACUUCCUUAGGCCUACCCAUUUUCGCUCCCCCACCUAUACUUUCCCUCAAAUGGUACCAUCUUUCAUCUUUUCUUAAAUUUUAAACUUUUAAAAGCUGUCCCCUUUAGCAUCAAAAUUAGACAGAAACAUUCUCCCUGACUUACCACUAACCCUCUAACCACUACCCUUACCCUGUAUUAUGUAACUAAGUGAGUAAGAAGGCCUCCCUUUAAUUUUACUACCAAAACAAACUGCCAUCACUCCCCUUUCCUCUCUCCCCUAACCAUCCCCUCUACCCAAAACUGCAUGCACAUCAUUGCCCACCCUCUGUAAACUAAUCCACUUACUGGUUCGCACUGCCCCUAAACUCACUCAUUACCCUCCCCAGUUUUCUUCAUUACUUGCUCCUGUCCCCUGCCAUACUCAUUACCCUACCCAGUUUUCUCAUAAAUGCCUCAGUUGGAGAAAAGGCUCUAAAAAUAAUUAUCUAGAUAUCAGCUCUUCUAUAAAUACCUGUAAAACAGCCCGGUCAAACGAAGCAUGAUAUCUAUAAGCACAUUGCUUCCUUAUAUCCCCACAAGACAACUACGUUCUUCCAUUGACAGUAGAACCCUCUCAAUCCCAAGAACUAAAACUAAGACCAUCGGUGAACGCUCCUUCUGCUUCCAUGGGCCCACGUUCUGGAACCAGCUCCCCUUCCAUAUACGUCAUAGUGAAACCUCGUCCAUUUUCAAAAAGUCCCUUAAAACUCAUCUGUUUAGGUCCGCCUAUGACCUGUGAGUCACCCUCCUUGCCCUACCUCAUUUUCUGUUUCGGGUUGAUCCUGAAGUGUCAAAGUGUCCUCGUUUUAUAGCCAUUUUCAUUGUUUCUAUAGAAUAGUAGUUACUAUCCUAGUGUCUCAUUUGUAUUUACUUAGUUUACAUGUUUUAAUAAUUGUAAAGCGCUUAGAGCUUUAUGAUAAGCGCUAUAUAAUCUGAAGUGUCAAAGUGUCCUCGUUUUAUAGCCAUUUUCAUUGUUUCUAUAGAAUAGUAGUUACUAUCCUAGUGUCUCAUUUGUAUUUACUUAGUUUACAUGUUUUAAUAAUUGUAAAGCGCUUAGAGCUUUAUGAUAAGCGCUAUAUAAAAAUGCCUAAAUAAAUAAAUAAAUAUCACAUUCAAUAAACAUAUUACAAUCAGAAUACUAUUAUAUAUGCAGCACUCAAAAAAACAACAAGACAAGAUGUUGGCUCCUUCACCAAUGCUCCAACAAUACAGCUUUUGCAACAUAUCAUUAUUAAAUUAAUUACAAUAAUCUGAAAACAAUAUUAAAAUUGCUUUUUUAACUUUCCCAAUCCAAAGAUAAAUACUGAUGAUGAAUCAUGAGGAUGAGGAAGACGAUGGCAAUAGAUUUGAAAUGGCCAUGGAAAUGAGUGAUGAUGAUGAAAAUCUUGCAACUCCCCCAAUGUUAGAACAAGGAGCAAAGGGGGGGAUUAACACCCUGCCGAUGCCAAUCUUUGAAAAUGGUCGCUUUCAGAACCCUUGGAGAACUUGGAGACGCCCAAAAGUUUCAAACAUAUUUAGACUCCUUUUCUGCACUAAAGAUGAUGGUAAAAUACCUAGAAAAAAUGUAAGAAAAGUUAUCAAUUUUAGUUAAAAUAUUUAUACUUAAUUUUUUAGAUUUCUUGUCUUCUAAAUGUCUUAUUUAUCAUCUUCAAAAUGUCUUGCAUCUCUUUUAUCAUAAUAUUAUGCACAUUGUCCAUUCCAAAUAUAUAUAUAUAUAUAUAUAUAUAUAUAUAUUCUUUCUGUAUAUGUUUAAAGUCAGUCCUAAUAUCUAAUGUUUAUUUAUUAACCUAAUGUGAAAAUGUGUCUUGUUUCAUGUAAGACACAAUCAUAUCAGACUGACCAAUUUAAAUAAAGAACUUUUAACAAUUUCAGGUGCUGGAGAGAAUGCUGCCUGUAUUAAAGCCAAACUUAUUGGAAUUUAGGUCAAUGCCCAUCUCAGGUGUUCGCCAUUUAUGGAUUGGGCACUCUACAUCCUUGGUUCAAUUUGACGGUGUCACUCUCAUAACAGACCCCAUGUUUAGCGAGAGAUGUUCCCCUGUUCAAUUUCUAGGUGUCAAGAGAUUUCGACCAGUCCCUUGUACCGUUGAUGAGCUGCCACAUUUAGAUUUCGUGCUCAUAAGUCACACGCAUUAUGAUCAUCUGGACUGUGGCAGUGUCAUGUCUUUGAAUCAGAAGUAAGAAAAUAGUCUGUUGAUAAAGAAAACUAUAAAAAAAAACAAUAUAUCUCCAGACCUGGUUACUUUUAUGAUUAUGGUGUACAAUAUACGAAUUGACAUGGCUUUUACCAUUGAUUUUACACCUGCCAGAACUACGAUUUUAAGAGACUAGUUUAAAAAAAUAUAUUUCCAUAGUUUUUCCAAAUAAAAAAUGUGGGGUCUGGGUUCUAGAUCUUUUCUUCAUCCUGCGGUGAAUGACCCAACAUUACAAUGGGUUAGGCACCAUCCAUAAUUAUAUUGGAUAUGCACUGAGAAGGAAAGAAAGGAGUGUGGGGUGAUGUUGACUUAGGAGUGUAUGGGAGGGGGUGGGGGGAUGUCAAUAGUUUCAAAGGAUAUAACAUAACACUGUCUCGUUUCAUUGUGAUGGGGAUCAUCACGAUCUUUGUACUGUCUUUGUGUUUUCACAAUGGACUGGCUAGAUAAAGUAACAGUAAUAUUAGUGUAGUGGCCCUAGUGAUACAUUUAGUCGACAUUCGCUUUUUCAUGCCUCUGGGCUGUAUGAUGUAAUUCAGUGACAUACUUAUAUCAUUUCGCUGAAUCGCUGUGAUUGAGAAAACAACGGAUAUUUUUUUAAAUUAUUAAUUUUUUUAAAAAUGAAUUCUCAUCUGCUCCACACAGCACCGUUGGAUUUUACUUUUUUUUUUUUUAAAUAUCUAGAAAGCAGCGGUACAGUUAAACCCACUUAUCUCGAGCUCAGUUAAAUCACCAACCCUAUUAAGUCGGCAUUUUUGAAGUGGAACUGCCAAAUUCUCUCUUUAUCUUAGCAUUUUCUCAUUGGUUAUGUUGAUUCUCUUGUUGCCGAACCCUAGUAUCUUGUCUGAGGGAUAAAACGCUGUAGCUUUUCUGUUUAUUGUUUUCCUCCUAAAAAUAUCUGGAGGUGUUAAGAGAAAACUGGACAAUCAGUCAAAAGAGAAAAAAGUAUGAAAUCAUACCUUAGCUAGAAAAAGAAACAAAACCGGCAGACCUUAGUUGUCAGCAUGGCAUUCCAGCAAACACCAUUUCAGGAUGGAAUAAGAAGGUGGAUGUGAUAAAGCAAAUGUACGAGACGUCUGUCUUUGAUCCAGCAAGAAGAAAACUUAGAAUGGGUGCGCACAAAGAUGUCGACGAUGCAGUGUUUCAAUGGUUCACAAAUACAUGAGCAACAAACCUUCCCCCCAAAGGUCCCUUGCUAAUGGAGAAGGCUGACAUCUUUGCUGCAUAAUGUACAUAAAGAAAUUUCAAGCACAUGUUAAUAUAUUGCCGCCAUAUUGAUUUUCGUUUAUCUGGAUCAUCGGUUAUCUCUGCGCUUUUUGGCAAACCCCUAAGCCGACAACAUAACCGGGUUCAACUGUACCCCAGUUUGGUUCCAAAACUUCUCCUUCCCUCUCCCAAAACAACUUGCAGUAGUUAUUAGACUAUAAUAUAUUAAUGGCAAAUAAAAGUAAGCCCCUAGAGUUAAUGUUGGGGUGGCUAACCCGAGGCCCGGCGUGUGUAAUAUUGCGGCCAGACAGAAGUAUCACAAAUGAACUUGUUUUAUUAUUCAAUUAGCGAUUAUUAUUAUUAGCCUUUAUUUUCGUGUUUGGUAUAAACACACAUUUGAAACAUAUUUGCAUCACUUUUGACGUUCUGCUCCAUUUUGGUGCACCAGCCCCAAUUUUGGACUGAUUUUUAAAAGAAUGACAUAUUAAAUCAACACAGCUAGGUAAAGGGAACCAAAUUUUCCAUGCGCAUUUCUUCUGUUUUUCUCCAAAUACAUGUAGAUUGCUGUGAAACUAAAUUCAGGUAUAUGCCAAAGUGCAUCCUUGUAUUUCGAAAUGUAAAAAAAAACUUUCUGGUGAGUGAGGCUUAGCUCCUUUUCCAAACCCCACCCACACUUGCACCCAGGUAUUAAUUUUCUGCUCCCCUAACCCCUCCUUCAUCAGUCAUAUGUUUUGGCAAAGUGACCUUUAGUUAGCAAAUAGUUAUUCUUUACAUUCAGUGGUGUAGCUAGGGCAGGGGUGCCACUAUUCCGGAUUCGUGAAGCUAAAUAUUUUUCAUUGUUUUUAUUUUCUCUCACUUUGAAUUGGCCAGUUCAAUUUAUUCAAAUACGGAAUCUGGGUUUUAAAAAAAAAAAAAAUCAGCGUGUAAGAACACGCCAAAGCCUAUUCAGUUAGAAGCGCGUUUGCUAUAAAUAGAACAGGUACUGCAACCUCUAGCUUUCGUUUGCAAGCACCUCGCUUCUUGCUUUGUCAAGUUAUUUUCUACAGGGUAUGAAUUUUAUGAGCUUCGUUGAGUUUCAGGGUUUGAAAAAUUUGUAAAUGCAGUCAGGUUUUAAAAAAUUUUUGGAAAGAGAUUUCAGAGUUCAUAGCUUUCAGUGAGUGGCAUCCAUGAGCUAGGGUAAGGUCCACCCAGGGUGCCCAAUAAUUUUGCCGCCCCUUUCAAAAAAAAAAAAAUUGCAGUUAUCCAAAAAUGCCACACCUCCAUAUAGACAAAAAAAGUGCUGCCUGGGCGGACUGCACCCAUUCCUACUGUAUCCUGUAUCUUUGUUAAUUUACUAUUAUGCAAUGAUAUUGUUCCAUUUUUAGAUGGGUAAGUACUAUUCUAAAGUAACCAGGUCUGCAUCUCUAUACUUAAAAGUUACACCAUAUUUUUAUCUACCUUAUACUCAUCUAAAAAAAAGAGCUAUCACUUGAUUUUAAACUGCUUUUAUUUCAAUACAUAAUUCAAAUAUUCGGUACUUGAAAAAUUUGAAUUUUCUGUCUACAGAUUUGGGGAAACUCUUCGCUGGUAUGUGCCAAUGGGUUUAAAAGAAUGGAUGAAUGACUGCGGCUGUAUGAAUGUUGUAGAGAUGACAUGGUGGCAGGAAGAUGUUUUUGAUGAUAACACUAACAUCAAAGUUGUGUGCACUCCUUGCCAACAUUGGGGGAAACGAACAACACAUGAUGAAAAUAAGGUUGGAUUUAUAAGAUCUAUCUAAAAGUAUUGUUAGACCAUAACAUUACAAGAAUCACAUUAUUGGGAACUGCAUUGUAGGUGGAGACACAUGUAAAUGCAAAUUUAUGAUUAUUUUUCAUUGAUGAUGCAUCUAGUAUCCAUGAUCAUUAUAUCUUCACAGGUCUUGUGGUGCAGCUGGUGUGUCAUUGGCCCAAGGCACAGUUUUUACUUUUCAGGUGACACAGCAUAUUGCAAGGUUUUUAAACAAAUUGGGAGAAGACUUGGGCCCUUUACUUUGGCUACAAUCCCUAUUGGUGCCUACAGCCCCAGGUAAUUUCUGAAUAUGAUUUAUAAAGUCAAUUACUAACAUUCUAACAGUCUUAAUAGUUUUAAUCUAUCUUUUUAAAUGAAAAGUCCUCAAAAUAUUAUUCAACCAGAAUUAUUCAUUCAUCUAAAAUAAAAUGCAGAGGUUUUAAAUCAUGUCUUUGCCUUGUAGAUGCAACCUGACUGAUUGAUGAAUCAUAUAGGAGCAAUACAAUGAAUGACUGAGACAUGUAAUUUGCAAGUUAUUUAUAACAAAGGAUAUUAAUAAAAGAAUUUAAAUCCAUUGAAAAAAAAAAUUAAAUUAAGAGUUGAGUUUAUUAUACAUUUUGUUACUCUCAGAUGAAUUAAUAUAUAUUUUGAUUUCUUUUUAAGAAACAUUAUGUCAAAUAUGCAUGUAGAUCCAGAGCAUGCUGUCUGCAUACACGAAGACUUACGAUCACAGGCUUCUAUUGGAAUCCACUGGGGGACUUUCUCUAUAGCUUCAGAGGUACAAACACCUUCUAGAACUUGACUUUUCCCACUUGUAAGACCAAGAUAAACACAUUUUUAGUUUCUGUACUAAACUAUAGUUUUAUGUCUGACACAGUCACAAAUCAGAUCAAAAAAGAUACUAAAUGCUAUCUUAUCAUCAUUCACUUCACCAGCCAUUCAUGGAACCAAAAGAACUUUUAGCAGCAGAAGUCCAACGACGCAACAUGAAACCAUCAUCAUUUUUUACUGUCAACCAUGGAGAGAUAACUAUUGUAGGUUCUGAUGAUUUGUAUGAGUUAGAUUAAAUAUUGAAAUGUUGCAGUAGAGCAGAGGUCCCCAAAAUUUUUUGUCUCGUAGACCACUUGCCAUAUUUUUCGGUUUUGGAUAGACCCCCCUGCUUACCUGAUAUUAAUUUUUUUUCCGCUGACAUGGACCCUUUGCAAGUUGUCGUCGACCCCUGGGGGUCGAUAUAGACCACUUUGGGAAUCUCUGCAGUAGAGUAUGAACCUUCACAAUGAUUUUGCAUUACAGUUGUGAACAUUUUAUUGUGAUUUAAAAUUGCUUUGACAAUUUUGCUUUGAAUCUAUUUAUGGUCCAAAUUUUUAGGGGGGAAAAAAGGUAUAUAAUUUAAAUUGUAAAGCAAACCAAAUAAAAGCAAUUCAAUGUGUCAUGAACACAUUCAUUAUAUUUUCACAAUUAAAAAUAUAGUUUAAUUAAUAUUAUCAUGGAAUUAUGUCUCUCCUCUUAGGAAUAAUCAUGGUUUCAUUUAAAUUGAACCUUACUAGACCCAGGGACCACUAAAUUUGAUUACAUUUCCUGAGGUAUUUUCAUCUAUUCAUUAAAAGGCUAUAUAAUAAAGUUCCAUUUUUAUUAUCAAUAAGUAGAGUGUCAAAAAUGUUUUUAAAAUCCAGCUACAGUAUAUAUUCAUUAAUAAGUCUUUUUGUUCAUAAACCGACCUCGAUCAGUUUAGGCCAGGAUAACCAUGAAAAGGGUGUAACUUGCUUAUAAUCCAACCCCAUAAAAUAAUAUGCCAGUACAAGCAAUAGAGUACUAAAGAAAAAAAAUGUUUAAUCCAAACUCUCAAAAAUAAUUAUUGUAAAAGUAAAAAGACUUGAAUAAACUGUAAAAUGAAUAAACAUAGAGUCUUAUGUAUAGCACAUACUACUUUGAUAUAUAUGGUAACCAAACUGUACAUUUUCAAAAAUAGGACCUAUUUUCUACAAUAAAAAUUUGCAAAAUGAGGACAAAACAUGUCAUCCAAUUUGGCACAUGGCCGAUUUUGCACACAGCUUUAUGUAGCAUGUGUUCAUUACUUUUUUCUUCAUUGUUUUCUUUAAUAGAAUCAAUUUACCUGGAGAAACUUAUAAAAAUCUCCUAUGAUCAGCUCAUAAGUCAACCACCCCACUUGUUCCCCUGAAAUAUUUUUUAAAAAGUUUGGUUUAUGAACCAGUAUAUCACUAGUUUUAAAAUUAGGUCAAUUGGCAUGACUCAAUCAUCUGUAUGUUUCUAUUAUGUCAUUAGGUGUUAUCAGAUGUAUGUAGAUUUUUUUAUGAAGAAGAUGAUGUUCAAAUAUGUCUUAAUAUGUUAAACUCACGAC